CCGGAUCAGCGCCCGCGCCGUGCGCCGUUCGAAAUACAAAUCGAAUCGACCGAUUUCAAAUUUAAAUAGAAUCAAUUUCAUUACCGCUUUAUAAUUGAUUAGUUUUUAAAUUUAAAUAAACGGUGAAUUAUAUUAUUUUGUGAUAUAAAACAAAUAUUUCAUGAAUUUAACAAUCAUUUUAAUUAUUAGUGAAAUAUAAAUUAUUAAAAAUGGAUACCGAAAAAAAACAACAUAGCGAAGUAACUGUGGACGAUAUAUUGCAAGUUCUUGGACCAUUCGGUAGAUUUAAUGUUUUCAAUUUUAUUUUAAUUUUGUUUCCUGUGUUUUUGGCGGGAAUGUAUUCGUCAGUUUACAACUUUGAAGCUAUGGAUCUUAGCUACAGAUGUUCAGUCCCGGAAUGCGCUGACGACCCGUUGAUGGUAAACUUCACCAUCCCUCAUGACGAGGACGGCGUGCCAUACAAAUGUCUCCGCUACGCCCCGUACAACACCAGCCUGUUCGACAACAGCUCACAGUGUAUGCCACACCAGUUCGACUCCUCGAACGAGAUAGAGUGCGACUCCUACGUCUAUCUUGAGGAGCACUCCAUCGUUAAAGAGUUCAACCUCGGCUGUCAAGACUGGAAGCGUUCUUUAGUCGGCACGGUCCACAACGCUGGAUUCUUCCUCUCAAUACCACUUACUGGACUUGCUUCGGACAAACUCGGGCGCCGAAUGGCUGUCGUGUUCGCUUGCGUAGCCAAUGGCGUCUUCGGAGUCAUUCGGGCAUUGUCGGUCAACUACGAGAUGUUCGUUAUAUUUGAAUUCCUGGAACCCGCAUUCGGAGGGGGGGUUUAUACCGCGUGCUUUGUUCUUGCAUUGGAGCUAGUCGGCCCGAAAGGGCGAGUCUUCAUCAGUCUACUUUUCAACACAAUGUUCAUCCUCGGCGGAGUGACUGUCACUGUCCUCUCCUGGUGGCUCCAGAACUGGCGAUACUUGGUCUUCGUCAUUUAUACACCAGCUGUCUUCGUCUUCGUCUACAUAUGGCUGCUAACUGAAAGCUUCCGAUGGUAUUUCAGCAAAGGGAAAUACGAAGAGGGCUUAGAUGUCCUGAAGAAAUCGGAGAAGAUGAACAACUCAUCAGUUCCGAAUGAGCAUUACGACCAAGUGGAGAAACACGCAAGAAAACAAAGAGAAGCGAGGAAGUACGAAUCUUCAGAAUCAAAACAAUCGUCCUUCCAGCAAAUGUUCACAUCGGCGAUGAUAUGGAAACGACUGUUCAUCUGCUCUUUUCUGUGGACCUGCUCAACAUUGGUAUACUAUGGUCUAUCAAUAAACGCCAUAGAGCUGUCUGGGAACAGCUACCUCAACUACAUAGUAGUGAUAGUGAUAGAGGCACCGGCAAACAUCUGCAAGCUGCUGUUGUUGGACAGAUACGGAAGAAAGAAGGUCAUUGCUGUAGCAUACUUCCUGACUGGACUGAUACUUGUGAACUACGGAUUCGUACCAGCUGGCACAUGGUCGAUAGCGACGUACCUGGGCGGGAAGUUCUUUAUAACACUGGCUUACAACUCACUGUACGUUUUUGCUGCUGAAGUGUUCCCUACUAACUACAGGACGACGCUGCUUGCCAUAUGCUCCACCAUCGGAAGGAUCGGGUCUACUGUCGCGCCUCAGACGCCAUUACUGACAAGAUACUACGAGAAUCUACCCACGAUGCUGUUCGGUAUUAUGGCGGCACUAUCUGGUUUCCUGGUGCUGACCUUGCCAGAAACCAACAACCUCAAACUGCCUGACUCCUUGAAGGAAGCCCAGGACCAAGACAGAAGAGAAGAAACACCUGAAACGACAGAACGAACUGUCGACACCAAGACUCGGUUAUAAACGAAAACUAACAGUGAAUUAGCUUUAAUUUUUGGACUAUAUUAUUAUUGCGUAUGGCAAACAAAAAUAAAAUAUCCUGCGUGGAUCAUAUAUCCAGCUGAAGCUCCCUUAACCAAGUCUACUCGAGUAGGACAGAUAUUAGUGGGGGAGCCCUGAGAAGGGCUGUUUGUGGUUGAGUCCUGAAAAGGACUGUUUUGGGGAUCCAUCAUGUAAUCGCAGGAAAAAACACCGACCAGAACCAGAAUACUACUCUGAACCGGUGUGUGUGUGUAUGAAACGAUUGAUUAAUGUGGAGGAAGCAACAGAACUGUGUUAGGAUCGAAGCAAAUGUAAUUCCAUAGUCUCUGCCUACCCCGGUAAUUCCAUAGUCAGUGCUCAAUGGCAAUAAAUAUUAUAAUUGUCCAUAGUUA
Molecule: messenger RNA, 2272 nt
Organism: Pectinophora gossypiella (pink bollworm)
Lineage: Eukaryota; Metazoa; Arthropoda; Insecta; Lepidoptera; Gelechiidae
Product: organic cation transporter protein-like
Exons: 7
Coding region: 210-1862 (550 amino acids)
Biological process (GO): transmembrane transport
Cellular component (GO): membrane
Molecular function (GO): transmembrane transporter activity
Source: RefSeq, a predicted model, not a curated record